UACGCAGUAUCUGUGGUCAUCACUGCCUGGAUAUCCACAGAUGUUGCGCAAAACUCUACAAGCAUCAAUUCUCGGCUAAAUAUACACUCAGGAAAAUCACUGAAUUCAAAAUGGAUGAGAAAGACGCACCAAGUGAAGACACACCAGUACUUAAAGGAUCUGACAUUAAAUUGGAUUCCAUAUCAGAUUCACAAGAAUCACUACGAAAUGACAAUUUACAUGACAUGGAACCACUUAGUUACUUGAAUCUAAUUCUACUUAACAUAACAUGGUUUGGAACCAAUUUGAUGUAUUUAGUACUUUGUGUUGUUGUUGUUCCAGCACAGAUACAUGCUAUGGUUGGUGAAGCAGCAAAGGGUAGAUGGCUAGGAGGAAUUGUAGCAUGCGAGCCGAUUGAUUUGGUUGAGAAGCGAUGCUCACCGUACAGUAACCAAACUUACCCUGUUGUGUCUCUGGAGGCACCCAAGAUUGAAAAUGCUGACCAAUCCGCAGCCAGUGGACUUGUUUCUGAUCCAGAGGUUUCCUUGGCAACCACAUUUGGAGAAGUUAAAACUGGUAAUAUUGGUUCUACUUCAGGCAUGAUGGGUUUCAUGAUACUCCUUGGUAACAUUUCGGGGGCCGUCAUUGGAAUAUUCUUUGGGACCAUUGGUGUGCUGGGUAUUUAUAUUUUUGUCUCCAGUGUCCUGGUUGUGACUGUACUAAUUACUGUGAUUACAACCACAGAGGAACUUGGUAAAACAACGCAUGAACCAUUAAAACCAUGGUGUGCGACUAUAUUGAACCAUUCAGACAAAGAGAUUUCUGUUGGGUAUUCUUUACACGAUUUCUAA
Molecule: messenger RNA, 830 nt
Organism: Saccoglossus kowalevskii
Lineage: Eukaryota; Metazoa; Hemichordata; Enteropneusta; Harrimaniidae
Biological process (GO): transmembrane transport
Molecular function (GO): transmembrane transporter activity
Source: RefSeq, a predicted model, not a curated record